This is a messenger RNA of Peronospora matthiolae, 753 nucleotides long. NCBI's taxonomy places the organism in Eukaryota, Oomycota, Peronosporomycetes, Peronosporales, Peronosporaceae. The record is from the annotation of a GenBank genome assembly.
AUGUCGUCGCUGCGGAACGUCGUGAAGCGGCGCGAGCACAAGGAGCGCGGCCAGCUGCGCGAGCGUCGGAAGCUCGGUCUGCUCGAGAAGCACAAGGACUAUGUGCAGCGUGCGCGCGACUACAACCAGAAGCAGAAGCGGCUCACGACGCUGCGUCUCAAGGCAGCGCUGCGCAAUCCGGACGAGUUUAACCGCCGCAUGUUGAGCACAAGAACCGAGAGCGGCGUUCACGUGUCCACGCACAAUCACUUGCACCAGCUGGACUCGGAGGCGCUGCGCACGCUCAAGACGCAGGAUUUGGCCUAUUGCCACAUGAAGCGCGCCGUUGACCUGCGCAAGGCUGAGAAGCUCAAUCGCGGGCUGCAUUUCGUAGACGCUGUGAAGAGGAACAAGCACACGGUUUUUGUCGACGAUUCGGAGCAAGUGGAUACAUUUGACGUCGCACAGCACUUUGACACGGCUCCAGAGCUGGCGGACAGAGCGUUUAACCGCAUUCGCAAGCGCGAGUUAAAGACAGCGGAGCUGCCGGAUCUGGCAGGUGAUAGGAAGCACAAGUACAAGAUGCAGGUGGAGAGAGAUGCCAAGUACAGGGAAUUGAGAGAUCGACUGGCUCGUGCGAAAAAGCUUGGACUUGUGAGCGCUAAAUUGGAUCUGGAACGCAAAGUGCAGGCCAAAGGGAUGAAGCGGAAGGUGCGAGACGCAGAGGUUGGUCUACCCGCAGUGUAUCGCUGGAAGCAGCAGCGGCAGAAGUAA